Molecule: messenger RNA, 872 nt
Organism: Clupea harengus (Atlantic herring)
Lineage: Eukaryota; Metazoa; Chordata; Actinopteri; Clupeiformes; Clupeidae
Product: tumor protein p53-inducible nuclear protein 2
Biological process (GO): positive regulation of DNA-templated transcription; autophagosome assembly
Cellular component (GO): nucleus; autophagosome
Source: RefSeq, a predicted model, not a curated record
AUGACGUUCAUUGACUAGGGAUGGGUCUUCUGACGAUAAACAAACCUGCGUAGGAGAACAUUUCAAAACAGAACAUUUCAAGGGUGGUACAUAAGUACACUUAGCAUUUCAGCAAGAAUUGUUAUUAGGUCUACAUAACAGAGUUCCAUCAGAAGGGGCACUCCAAGAACGUCUUCACAAUUAUGAUUGGAAAGUUACUCUCCCACAUCCUUGGCAACAUGGAGGAGGAUGCCGAUAUCGGAGGAAAGUGUGUUCAGAUUGAAAAUGGCGAGGACCUAAUGGAGUAUGACGACGGUGAAUGGAUCAUCAUCAACAUCCAUGAGAGUCAGUCCCUGACUUCUGCUGAAGUUGACCCUCUGGAGAAUCUUCUGAUUGAGCAUCCAAGCAUGUCUGUGUACAAUAUGAUGUCACAGAGAACAGAGGAGGAAGAUCUCACGUCAGAUGAAGAAGAAGAGGGAUCUCCCAGGCCUGUGCCCUUUAAACGCCACCUGUCAUGGAGGCUUGCUGGGUGGGGGAGCCCCUUGCCAUGCAGUGCUAGCAUGCUCCCCAUUCAGUGUGCUAAGACCCAAAUGGACCGCAGAAAGUUGUCCCGAAGCGCCAUCCAGAGGCAGAACCUUGCACGGAUUCGCUUCUCAGCAGCCGAACGCCGCUAUGGCUUCUUCAAGCAGCCCUGUCAACGCCUUUACAACUACUGAGCUCUCCUGGAAGCUCUCCUAUCUACAACCACUGAAAUACUGAUCUCUGAGCUCUGACCUGACCCUGACCACAGCAAGAAUAACAAGGGUAAUGAUAGGCGUUUGUGAUGUACCGUGUAGUGAGGUAUAUGCUGUGUAACAUAUCUCAAUACAUUGAAUCAAUAGAGGACAUCAUUG